CUAUAUUUGCAUAGUCGACGAGGAUCAUGUUUAUCUCCCCUGACGUCCAUUCAAUACAGUGCUUACGCGCGUGUCGUCUUCAUCUGACAUCUGAUACAGUAGGCUGGAGAUGAACGAUGUGAUAACAUCUGAAAAGAGAAUGGAUUAUAGCUUAGAUACCACAGGCGACUUACUUUUAUAUUUGGGUCAUCAAUAGCGCAACAAGUCUGAGCUGGGGUUGAAGUAAUACCCUGAUUACGACAGGACAAGCUAAGCUAAGCUGAGCUGUGUACCAUCUAAGAAGCACGCUACUCAUCGAGUGACACAGCUGUAAGAAAAACAAAAGAGAUCUCCACCCAUUUCAACAGCGCCCUUGCUUGACAGGAUUUAUGUCUGGAUAUACUCGAACUCUGCACUGAAGCCUUUUCUAUUUAAUUCUUACUAUUUAUUUUUAUUUAUGUAGCGAAUGGGACAGGAACACGUAGAGGCAGUAAAUGUAGUCAAUACAGAAAGACAAGAAGACACCGACAGAUGAAAAUCUGAAUAAACAGCCAGGUAGAUAUACUAAGUACACAAACAGAACACACACAGACACUGGUACACAGACAGAGACAGUGACAAAAAGACAGAAAGAGAGUCAGGUACUCAGACAGACAGAGACAGACAGACACAGUCAGUCUGUCAUAAAACCUGCUAGUCAGUUAGUCACACAUUUGGAGACGGAUUGGUUCUCAGGCAUUCAAAUGCGCAGAGCGAAAUACGUCGUCUCUAGUGAGCUUGCCAUGCAAGGUGACCCUCAAGGUUACCUGGAGAUGGCGGGAGAGGCCGUGGGGGAACUCAAGAAGCCGAGCAGCAGUUAUGGAGACGACAGCGGCUCCAACAUCAACACCAUGCUGGAACUGUCAGACCUCGCCGGACUCCACACAGACUACCGCCACGCGCCUAGCGCCAUACCGGCGCACAGUGAUGACGUCAUGACUCGCGCUGAUGACGUCAGGACUCCUAGCGAUGACGUCACAGUACAGAGCCGUGACAACCAAGCUAGUACAGAUAGUGUAAAAGACCCUAAUGACGCCGGCGGUCAGACACACCCGGGCGAUUCCGAGUCUCUCGGUGAUGACCUUGACAGGACGCGGGAGGACGUCGGCAGGUCGUCCUGUGACGCACAGCCCUACAUCGAGGUGGGCGUGGCCCGGGUGGAGCGGGCCUCUGAGCCCCUCCAGGCUCGCUUGUCUCACCGAGACGCUCGACCGGACCAGCCGUCGUCCGAAGGACCCCCCCCAGUAGCUCCCCUGUCCUCCCCCCAGACCCCUGCCAGUCAUGCGGACACAGACUCUGACCCGACGCAAGGCGGCAGCUCUGACCCCUUCCUGGACUCGUUAAACGCCAGCACAGGGACAAACGGCAGCAGCUCGGACCCCUUCCUGGACUCGUUGAACGCCAGCACGGGGGCAAACGGCAGCAGCUCUGUGGGUGAGCUGACCCCCAGCACAGCCUCCCUGAAGGACAGCAGCUCGAGUGACCGCUCUGAAACCCCCACGGAGAAGUCUGUGGUGCCCUCCAGUGGGAACGCCAACGGCAUCUCGUCAGACUACCACCCAGCCACCGGGGACUCCACUGCGGUCAACACUGGUGGCGGUGGCGACGGCGAUGGCGAGGUGGUGGUGACCUGUGACCUGGACGAAGAAGCGGCCGGCGACCCUCAACCCCGGAAGAGCAUCAGCGAGAACGUGGGCUGCUGUUGCCGGGCGGUGCAGGGGGCGUUCCUCCGUUGCCAGGAGGAGACGCCCGCCAUGGUGACGGGCACUGUGCUGACCAUCCUCUUCUGCGUCACCAUCAUCAUCAUCAUCCCCGCCACUAACAGGGAGUUGCGGGUGCACGUGGGAGCGCUGGCGGUGGUGUGUGUGCUGCUGUGCGUGUGUGUGCUGCUGCUGGCCAGCCUGCCGUGGCAGUCGGUGGUGCGGCGCUGCGGGACCCUGCUGGCCCUGUUGGUGUGGGCCGGCCUCUACACCACCGCCAUGGUCUUCACCUUCACCGGGGGGCCCGUCACCGCCUGGGAACAGGUGGCGUUUUUCCUGUUCCUAUCUCUGAGUGUGUACACAGUGCUUCCUCUGCCCGUGUCCUGGGCCCUGGUCGUGGGCAUCGGCACUAGCGUGUCCCACGUCAUCAUCAUCAGUAUUUACGUCCCUGUCGUCACACCCGAGAUGCCCGACCUGGCGGUGCAGCUGGUGGCUAAUGCCGUGUUGUUUGCGUGUGUGAACGGUGUGGGGGCGUUCCACCUGUGGCUCACCAAACGGGCCGCCAGGAAGUGUAACAAGGACCGGGAGACCUUCAGCACGACCCGCUCCAAACUGGCUGUGCAGAAACACAAACAGGAGCGUCUGCUGCUGUCCAUUUUGCCCCGCUCCAUCGCCAUGGAGAUAAAGGCAGAAGUGACCAAGCGUCUGUCAGAGAACCAACCCAGAGAGGACCGAGGACAGAACUUCCACAGCCUCUACAUCCGCCAGCACAAGGAUGUCAGCAUCCUGUACGCUGACAUUGUCGGCUUCACGCGAUUGGCCAGCACCUGCACCCCUGAGGAGCUGGUGGCGGUGCUCAACAAGCUUUUCGGCCGCUUCGACGACAUCGCCAAGGAGAAUGAGUGUCUGCGUAUUAAGAUUCUGGGGGACUGUUACUACUGCGUGUCCGGCCUGCCGUACCCCAAACCCAACCACGCGCGCCACUGUGUCAAGAUGGGCUUGGACAUGUGCACCGCCAUCAAUAAACUGAGGGAGGCCACUGGCGUGGACAUCAGCAUGCGGGUGGGCGUGCACACUGGCAACGUCCUCUGUGGCGUGAUUGGUCUGCAGAAAUGGCAGUAUGACGUCUGGUCACAUGACGUGACGCUGGCCAAUCACAUGGAGUCCGGGGGGCUGCCUGGGAGGGUACACAUCACAGAGGAGACGAAGAGGCAUCUAAAAGGGGCGUACCAAGUGGAGGAGGGGAACGGGGAGACCCGAGAUUCCUACCUGCAGGGCAGGAGGACCUUCCUGGUUAUUGACCCCCACAUUGAGGACAGCACUGCCAAGAAGCCCGAGGCCUCCUACACUCUGACCGUGAGUGGCCGUAAGCAGCGGGCCUCCGUGAGGAUGUCCCAGUACCUGCAGUCCUGGCAGACCAUCAACCCCUUCACCGACCUCAGCCACCCCGACGCCACACACACCUCCAGACACGCGCUGCGUCCUACGGGUCGAAGCAGACAAACAGGCAGUCAGAGCAGCGGCUCCCCCCAGAUGUUUAGUGACGGCCGAGUCGAGUCUUUGGAUCUACUGGAUGCAGCUGAAACGAAAGCGAAAAAGAUGGAUUGUUUAACUCUGUUAUUCAAUGACCUUCAACUAGAGAGACAGUACCGCCUCAUUGAGCUGAAGGGGAUGCAUGAAUCGGUCAUCUGUCUGGCUGUUAUCUUCAUCAGCAUGUUUACGGUCCAAAUGCUGGUCUCAGAAAAGAACAUGCCCAUGGCAGUCUCUUACGGAGUCACUCUUCCAUCGCAGCUUUUGCUUUUGGUUCUUCUGCUUGUCUGCAGCGGAACCUUCAAGCGUUGGUACACUAAAAUUCCGGAUAGUAUAAGGUGGAUGUACUGCUCAGUGGGCGGGAUCUUCUGUGUGGUGUUCAGGCUCCUAUUGGUCAUCUUCUGCCUGCUCGUCACUCUGCUGAUGGCCAUGCUCAACCUGUACUUCGCUCCAGCACAGAACUGCUCCUCAUUUCCGCUCAAUGCCACAUCUCCCAAUGUGACCACCGUGGCUGAUCUGGACCUCUACACUGUACCUUACUACCUGUACUGUUGCCUGAUAGCCAUGCUGAGCGUGGUGGUGUUCGUGAGGGUGUGUUUCUCGGUGAAAUUCCUGCUGUUGUCUCUGGCCCUGGCCGUCUACCUCGCCCUGUUCCUGCACGUGUACGCCGAUCGCUCCCAAUGCUACAUCACACAGCUCUACGCCAGCUACAACCACAGACCUGGCGUCCUGAAGGAUCCACAAAUAAUGGCUGGAAUUUGGCUCAUCAUAUUCUAUUUCAUUUGCCUCACCCUGGCAAGACAAGAUGAACUGAGCUACCGUCUAGAGUUCCUGCUAGAGCGGUGCUUCAAGGCUGAGAAGAACAAGAUGGAGACCAUGGAGAACGUCAACAAGCUCUUGCUUGAGAAUGUGCUACCUGCUCACGUCGCCUCUGUCUUCAUGGACAAGAAGACCAUGAGCAACGAUUACUUGUACAGCAAGUCAUGCGAGUGUGUGUGCGUGAUGUUCGCCUCGGUGCCAGACUUCAAGGCUUUCUACACAGAGAGCAGUGUGAACCACGACGGCCUAGAGUGUUUGCGCUUCCUAAAUGAGAUCAUCGUAGACUUUGAUGAGCUGCUUUCCAAGCCGAAGUUCCACGCCGUGGAGAAGGUAAAGACGGUGGGCAGCACUUACAUGGCAGUUGCUGGACUCACCAAACCCAGCAAGGGAGAGGAGAGACAGGAGUGUAAUAUAUCCUACAGCCAUGUCCGCAGCAUGAUUGAGUUCGCCAUGGCCCUCAUGAGAAAGUUGGAGAACAUCAACUCUCAUUCCUUCCAGAACUUCAAGCUCAGAAUUGGAAUAAACCAUGGGCCUGUGAUUGCGGGGGUGAUUGGGGCACAUAAACCUCAGUAUGAUAUCUGGGGCAACACUGUGAACGUAGCCAGCAGGAUGGACAGUACUGGGGAACUGGACAAGAUACAGAUUACGGAGGAGACCAGGAAGGUGGCGGAGUCGCUAGGCUUCAGUGUCACUCUGAGGGGAGUCAUCACCGUCAAGGGAAAGGGAGAGCUGACCACUUAUUUCAUCAACCAUGAGCACUCUUAGAUGGCCACUGCAGGGAUGAGAACACUGCCAAUGGGCUGGGGUGGAUCAGGCAUAUGACUCUCAGAAGAAGAGAUCCAAAGUGGUUCAUGAUUUUCAUGGAGGGAACCAGACGUGCGCACGCACACACACACACACACACACACACACCCACACACACACACAGACAGGCAGACACACACACACUUACAGAUAGGCAGACGCACGCACGCACACACACACACACACACACACACACACACACACACACACACACACACACACACACACACACACACACACACACACAGCCUGUCAACAAACCACUUUGUUGGGAGAAAGAUGUAUACAGUAGAUCUCAAGAGCUGGUUCCCAUAUGAACCCACAUAUGGACAUAUACUACAGACCACAAUGAACACUGCCAUGGAGAAUCUGGAAAUGUCACACAUAGACCUAUGAGUUCAUGAAGAUGGUGAAUGAGAACAGC
This is a messenger RNA of Sardina pilchardus (European sardine), 5295 nucleotides long. Its product is annotated as adenylate cyclase type 4-like. The transcript has 26 exons. NCBI's taxonomy places the organism in Eukaryota, Metazoa, Chordata, Actinopteri, Clupeiformes, Clupeidae. Bases 723 to 4832 code for a protein of 1369 amino acids. The record is from RefSeq and is a predicted model, not a curated record. Gene Ontology annotation, biological process: cAMP biosynthetic process; adenylate cyclase-activating G protein-coupled receptor signaling pathway; adenylate cyclase-inhibiting G protein-coupled receptor signaling pathway. Gene Ontology annotation, cellular component: plasma membrane. Gene Ontology annotation, molecular function: adenylate cyclase activity.